GGGACGCUACGUCACGGGGGAGUGCGCGCAGCGGAGCUCUACUGUCCAGUGUUGGCGUGUAGCCGCGAGUGAUCGGUCCAGCCGGUAGCUGACCAUGGAGGCUGAAGCGUCUCAGACCAGUGUUAGGGAAGUGACCGGCGAUACCGUGUCAACGCCUCCAGAAGAGAAGAAAAAGCCGCGGCCUAAUGUGCUGGAACUGAAGGAGCGAAUACAGCAGCUGCAGACGGAGGCGGUGGAGCAGCUGGAGCAGAAGCUGCAGCAGCUGGUGGAGGAGGCGCUGCGAGUGGCAGAGGCGCCGGCCACGCCGCCCUCGCCGUCCCACCACCUGCUCUACGACGACGCCAAGUAUCGCAACAGGACGCACCAGCCCAGCUCGGGAGCCCUGCCGGAGAAGCAGUUCCUGGCGAGGGAGUCGCUGUUGACGGACCUGAUGAAGAUCAAGCACUUCCACACCGUCUACAACAUCUUCGUGGCCAUGUUGCUCAUCCUGUUCCUGCACACCGCCGUCUACGACCUAGUCGCUGAUGGCCAGUUGAAGCUGGGCUUCUCAACUAUAUUUUGGAAUUUUGAUGGGCUGCACAUUGUAAUGGCAACCUGGGUCUCCAUGCAACUUGCAGUAUUUGUGCUGUUCAUUGCAUUCUGUCACUGGGCAUCAUUUCGUGUUUCAUUGUCUAUUUCUGGAUAUCAGAGAAAACUUCUGGACACCAGUGCUCUGAUUGUUCUAAUUGCCUACAAAAUUGGUUUUCUGGUGCUGCCAGUAUGUGUUAUACAAUACAAUCAGUUACCUCCUAUCUCAGCCAUGAUAAUUCUUUGUGAGCAAGUGCGAAUGAUAAUGAAGAGCUAUGCAUUUUUAAGAAGUAAAGUGCCAAAAGUUAAAAUGUUCAAGCCUCAUACUGAAGCCACAGAUGUGCUACUUCCAGACUUCAAUCAUUUUGUGUAUUUCAUGUUCGUUCCAACCCUUGUUUAUAGAGACUCAUAUCCAAGGACUAAGGAAAUCCGCUGGAAGGUGGUGGUGUGGCAUCUGACAGAGGUGUUUGGAGUAAUAUUCUUCAUUAGCUUUGUGUUCGAACGGAGCUUGGUACCUAUGUUCAGAAACUUUGGGAAGCAACAGCUGUCUCCUAAGGCAAUGGUUGUUGCCAUUUUUGGCAGCAUGGUUCCUUCAAUUACUGUAUUUCUUUGUGGUUUCUAUUGCAUUCUUCAUGCUUGGAUGAAUGCAUUUGCUGAAAUAACAAGGUUUGCAGACCGCAUGUUCUACAAGGACUGGUGGAAUGCUAAUUCCUAUGCAGCCUACUAUCGGAAUUGGAAUGUUGUUGUCCAUGACUGGCUGUAUACGUAUGUGUACAAAGAUCUGAGUGAGCUGCUAGGUGCCAAACGACGUACUCUCCCUAUACUUGCAGUCUUCUUCCUGUCUGCAAUUGUCCACGAGUACAUGCUUACAUUCAUUGUUGGUUUCUGUUACCCAAUGCUUUUCAUGGCAUUUGGAGUAUUUUCAGUGGGCCUAGUGUUUGUAACACAUGAUCGGCUGCCAGGUGGCAACCUAUUAAUGUGGUUGCUCGUCACAACAGGAACAGGUCUCCUUACCAGUCUCUACAUGAUGGAGUGGUUUGCUCGACGCCACUGCCCUCGGUUUAUUGAUUCUACAUGGGACUUCUUUGUGCCAAGAUCAUGGUUCUGUUCUCCACUCACAUCUGAGUAACAAUAGUUCGUGUACCGUAAGUUAAGCAGGACUUCAUUUUGAAGAUAGCUUUCAAAAGUGCAUCAGUCCUUUCUUGUCAUUGUGAAUACUCAAAAGAACAUAACUUUUAACAUGAGAUUAUAUCAGUGGACUGGAAUAAAGUAUUUUUGUAGUGUAUAUAUACAGAUAUUUUAAUUAUUUUGUAGUAAGUCCAUUUUGUUACAAUGUUUGUAGUUCGCUGCAAUGUGAACUCUGUGAUAAAUGUGACUGUGAAAGUUGUACAUAUUGUAUGUGAUGUACUUUUGCACUUUAGUGGUGUGAAAUGUUUUUAUGUGUAUGACAUUUGUAAUGUUCUUAUUUUGGUAUUUUUACUUAUUAGUGAUGUAGUAUCAAUUAGCAUGACUUUCUGUGCUGUCCUUGUACUAUACUUUACCAUUUUCUCCCUAAGCCCUUUGCAUUGAUUUUAAUGUACAAAGACUGAGGUACUGUGUAAUUAUAAGACAAGUACUGAUGACCAUGACAGUACAGAAAAUUCUGUUAAUACAUUUAUGUACAUAAGUAAAUGAUAGAAUUUUGUCUACAGUUAUAAAUGUGCAAAUUUGUUUGACAUUUAGAGAAGUAAGUAAAUAUAACACAGAUAUAUAUUUGCUACCAAAUGUACAUUAUUAUAGGUCAUAAACGACUCCACACCACAUUAUAGCUUCCUUUUUAAAAAAUGUAGGAACUGCUAUCACCUAACUGUUGCAUUACAUGGCUGUAUUACAGGACAUCUGAAUUAGCAUCUUGUUGAUGUUCUCUUAAAAACUAACAGUCAAGGCAUAGGGGGCACAAUCAUGGUACUUCAUUCUUAAUCAAGACUUCUAUAUCAGUUGAUUCAUUUAACUUAAGAUCAACAAAGCUGUCGCAUCCUGUGGAUUUUUGUUUGAUGGCCUGGUGUCUAGCUCCUGCCUACAUAGUUUUGGCAAAAGGAGCUGCCUUCUCCUGCCUGAGCAUUUGGUGGUCCUCAUGCCAGAGUAAGACUCAUGUUUACUGCCACACAGUCACACCACCACCUACAUACUUCCACAGCCAACAUCAUUUCCACCAUCAGAGCGCAGCUGGCUCCAAAGUUCCUUUGCUUUGAGGUUUCUGCACUCCUAUCCUCUUUCUUAACAAAUGUACCUCCUCAGCAACUUGGAUCCAUGAAGCUCUGUGUAAUACGCAUUUCCCAGAUACAAUAUUACCCAACUGCUUCUUGUAUGCUACAAGUGAGAUGCACUGCAGAGGGAUCAAAGACAAUCCCACAGCUGCCACAAGGCCACUCAGGUCCAUGGCCAUUUUGACUUAUCAACUACUGUCAUUCAUGUUGAACAGCAUUAUUUUGGACAGUUGUUUCACUUUGUCUAAUCUGUGGGUACAUAAUGUCAACCAGUCACUUUGAAGGCUCCAUAUUAUGUGUUAUACUUGACUUUAUCACAGAAGAAAAUUUUGUUAGUUCUUCACAUUCCCAGUGGAAAAGACUUUCAGGUAAACCGAUAAUAUUGUCAUGGUGUAGCAUUUCAAUCCCAGUAACAUCAGUAUCAUUUAGUUUAGUUGGCAAUCCCUUAGUAAACACUUGAUGUGAUACUAUUUGUACUGAAGUUUCGUUUUGUCAUCACCGAAUGUCACAGUUGUGUUAAAGUUUUGUGUACUGUAAUACUUCCAAGUAAACUGACAAAAUCUUGAAGUAUUAUGAUUAAGCAACAUUUGAGAUCCUACCUGUCUUGCAUUCUGUUUUCCAAUUUAACAAAUUGCUUUUGCAGCAAAUGAAACAUUUUAUAAAAUGAAAUUUUAACCAAAUGGUGGGGCAUAGGAAGUUUUUUAUUUUUUAUUUAAUGAACGUUAUUUCAUAUCAGGGCUUCAUAACUUCUCAUCUUUCACUCAAUGUAAGAGGAAACAGGAUCAAAAAUUGAUAGUGUUGUUUUAUGCAGGCAACUGAAUGCACAUAAUCCAGAUCAAGAUUUGUCUUAAUCAGUCAUUACAUGCAUUUUUUCUGCACUUUAAGAGCUGAUUUUGUUUCUUAUUUAAGAAAGUUUUCCAAAUCCAAUCAUGAUUGUAAGUUAGUAUCAGCUUGACAGUGGUGUUGCACUACAGAGCCUGCAAAGUUUUUUCAACCCAAGAAAACUGUUCCACUGUUAGAGUCAAACAUAUUUUUCACUUUGGGCCUAAUCAGUUUACGUUGUUAUAAUAAAGAUAGCUCAGGUUACAUAUAUAAGCAGAUAACAUGACAGUUUCUUUGAGUUUAACAAUCUAGCCCUUCAGACAAUUCACUAAUAAUAGUACCUACUUCUGUUGCCCAAGAUCUGAUUUGACUAUCGAAGCAUACUUGACUGUGAGACCUGAGUUUCUCCUGGCAUAUGUAAUGUUCAAAUAAAUUAAGAGUGCUUGUUGAUUAUUUCAUCCAGUUGCAUCCCCGUAAGUUAUUUGAACAUCUUGGCUUUCACUAACAAUUGGACCUAACUAUUAAUAUAUCCUGCAGUAUCUAUAUUGUUCUUUCCCCCCUUAUUCAUUCCUUUAAUCUUUUUCUAUGUCUUUUUUAUACCUUUCUGCACUUCAUUUUAAUUCUGUUUGCCUGUUGCUCUAGUUACUUGUCUAUCUACUUCAUUUUGUCUAAAUAAAUUUUGUCACUCCCUUUUCUUUCUUUUCUUAUUUUCUUGUUCAGCUUCAAACAUUACUGCCGGCUGGAGUGGCCGUGCAGUUAUAGGCGCUACAGUCUGGAACCGCGUGACCA
Molecule: messenger RNA, 4424 nt
Organism: Schistocerca piceifrons (Central American locust)
Lineage: Eukaryota; Metazoa; Arthropoda; Insecta; Orthoptera; Acrididae
Product: sterol O-acyltransferase 2-like
Exons: 11
Coding region: 95-1696 (533 amino acids)
Biological process (GO): cholesterol metabolic process
Cellular component (GO): endoplasmic reticulum membrane
Source: RefSeq, a predicted model, not a curated record